UCAAAGACUCAAGACAGUAGCCGCAAAAUUGUUGAUCUGCCAUGGCCUCUGAAAAAUGUUUGGCCAAAGCUUGACAGGGUGGCACGCAGUCCCCGCAACUUCCUCCAUCACCACGGAAUUCAAUACUACAUAUAGAAAUUGGGAAGCUGUGCUCCCGGCCCAUUACCCAAAGGUCAAAUCAGGCUUUACAGUAUGAGAUUCUGCCCAUUUGCCCAAAGAACCAGGCUAGUGCUUCAUGCCAAAGGAAUCAAGCAUGAAACUGUCAACAUUCAUUUGAAAGACAAACCAGACUGGUAUUUUGAGAAGAACCCUAUGGGUCUUGUUCCGACACUGGAGACUUCAAGUGGUCAGGUGAUCUACGAGUCUCUAAUCACCUGUGAAUACCUAGAUGAGGUCUAUGGAGAGAAAAAGCUGAUUCCAGCUGAUCCUUUUGAGAAGGCCCAGCAGAAAAUGCUGUUGGACUAUUACUCUAAGAUGAUACAGUUAUUCUACAAGAUACCAACAGGGAAAAAUAAAGGAGAAGACAUUUCAGUACUGGAAGAGGAGCUGGAAAAUAAAUUUGUCUGGUUGAACAAAGAACUUGUCAAUAAGAAGACCCAGUUCUUUGGUGGAGAUGCAAUCACAAUGAUCGAUUACAUGAUGUGGCCAUGGUUUGAGAGGCUGGAGAUGUUCGGAUUGAAGCACUGUCUGGAUAGUACCCCUGAGCUGAAGAAGUGGACAGAGCGCAUGUCAGAGGAUCAGUCCGUCAAAGCCACCAUGCACCCCAUUGAGACACACAAGGCCUUUGGGAAGAGCUACUUUGAAGGGAAACCCGAUUUUGACUAUGGCCUGUAGAUAUGGCGGAUGUAACACUUAGCCCCUUGACCGUCCAGUUUGCUGAUUACAGAUUUCUUUUUUUAUGUUCCUUUAUCUGGCCAUUAUUUACAGUUGUAAAUAAUAUAAUUGUGCAGCUCAUAGGAAACUUUUAUAUUUCAAUUUAAAAAGAUUGCCAAUGUAUUUUCUUUGAUUAGAUUUCAUAAACUAGAGAAUUUACAGUAUGGUCGUACUACCUGUGUUUUUAAAGAACCUAAUACAAUGUGGAGUUUCGACUGUAGGUCAGUCCAAAUGGUAUAUCAGAACAAACAGUGAUGGACCUGGAAUCGUAUAGAGGGUCAUGGGUUCAUAUACAGGUGCUGGUCAUAUAAUUAGAAUAUCAUCAAAAAGUUGAUUUA
Esox lucius (northern pike) is the source of this 1211-nucleotide messenger RNA. It is a transcript of the gene gsto1, whose product is annotated as glutathione S-transferase omega 1. Gene Ontology annotation, biological process: glutathione metabolic process. Lineage: Eukaryota; Metazoa; Chordata; Actinopteri; Esociformes; Esocidae. Gene Ontology annotation, molecular function: glutathione transferase activity; glutathione dehydrogenase (ascorbate) activity. The transcript has 7 exons. Gene Ontology annotation, cellular component: cytoplasm. The coding region runs from base 193 to 834 and encodes 213 amino acids. The record is from RefSeq and is a predicted model, not a curated record.